This is a messenger RNA of Pogonomyrmex barbatus (red harvester ant), 1258 nucleotides long. RefSeq names its product fuzzy planar cell polarity protein-like protein (gene fy). Gene Ontology annotation, biological process: vesicle-mediated transport; non-motile cilium assembly. The record is from RefSeq and is a predicted model, not a curated record. Lineage: Eukaryota; Metazoa; Arthropoda; Insecta; Hymenoptera; Formicidae.
UUUUGUGCCAAUUAAAUUAUCGAAAAAAUUCAAGUUCAGAUUUAAACAAAAUGUUUGAGAAAUCUUAAACAUGAAGAGUAAUUUUGUGUUGAAUAAUUAAUAUUGAAAGUACUUAGAUGAUCUAAUUUGAAUCUUAAAAUAGGAAAAAUGUCUAAAAAUUUUUUAAAGAUUUUGUUUUUCUCAUAUAUCAAAUAGCUGAAUGUUAUGAUGAUGUCAAUUAAUUAUACAAAAUAUCUUUUGAUAGGUGUCAUAUCUUAUGGAAUGUGUAAUCAACCAGAAUGUAAUAGAUUUCUAAACCUGAGACGUUUUCUUUUAUAUAAUUUUAAAGUAGUCGAAAACACUGAAUAACAAUAAUCAAAUGCCUUGAUACUUGAGUAACAAUCGAAUUUGAGAGAGAAUGUCGGCACACGUCAUGUGCUUAACUUCUUCGGGAGGAAUCCCUCUAUUCACACGUCAGAAGGGAGACAGUGAUAUGAUGACAUUCUCAAAAAUUGCAUCGCUUAAUGGAGUUCAUAUGUUCUUGAAAUCUCAGGACAUUACUCUUCUGAGCACAGAUUUGCCAGAUGUGACAGUAGCAUGGAAGGAAUUUGAACAAUGUAUCAUAUUAAUAGCAAUCGCAAGUGGAGUAACAAAAUAUGUACUGGACAAGUUUCUGGAUACCACUUUUGGUGCAAUGGUUCUCUUCACUGGCAUUGACGAUAAAAAUACUAAGAAUAUAGAAAGACUCAAGAAGGAUAUACGUUUUUGCAAUCCUAUUAUUGAUAGAUUAAUGGAUUGCUUGGAUAUAGGAGAUAAAAUUUCCACGAAAACUGAUAUGAUUAACAUGACAGAAUGCAUCAUAUCAUCAGAGAGUCAUUUGCUUCAGACUUGUUUGGAAGGGUUUAUGGAAUGUCUGGAUUCAAUGUACGGAUGUAUUCUGGUGCACGGUUGCGUGGCAGCUGCUACAGAAGGCUGGUGGUCACUGGAUCCUGUAGAGAGGAAAUUAUUAACAAUAGCGAUUGCUUCUUGCCUUGAUCCAGGCGAGACGCAUUUCGCUACUGCAUCCUUUUCCCAUCCUCAUCGCGAAAAUCUUUACGACGUUUCGCAGCGACCGCUUUCGCAGUUUAUCCACUAUCGAGACCCGCGCGACGUUGCAUCCUUCGGAUCUUCCACCCUCGCUGUCGCCUUCGGCCUUUUUAUGCGAUGGUGGUGUCACAAGGCCCGCAUACUUUUCUUCAUUCCCGAGGGCUACGGCGAAUGUUCCACGGAACUGGUUUAA